Petromyzon marinus (sea lamprey) is the source of this 895-nucleotide messenger RNA. RefSeq names its product chymotrypsin-like elastase family member 2A. Gene Ontology annotation, molecular function: serine-type endopeptidase activity. NCBI's taxonomy places the organism in Eukaryota, Metazoa, Chordata, Hyperoartia, Petromyzontiformes, Petromyzontidae. The record is from RefSeq and is a predicted model, not a curated record. Gene Ontology annotation, biological process: proteolysis.
UCUUCCUAUGCCUCUGUGUCUCCUCGUGCCUCCCUGGCAUCCCCGUAUCUGCACAGCGACUGCGCAGGGCUGUGGGGUACCCAGUUACCCUCCCAUCGACAGCCGCGUCGUCAAUGGGGUGGAGGCGAAGCCCAACAGCUGGCCCUGGCAGAUUUCCCUGCAGUACCUGUCUAGCGGAUCCUGGUACCACACGUGCGGUGGGACCCUGAUCGACCCCCAGUGGGUGCUCACGGCGGCCCACUGCAUCUCCUCCCGCACGUACCGCGUGGCUGUGGGUGAGCACUUCCUGUCGGUCGAGGAGGGCGGAGACGAGUAUCAUGACGUGGCCCAGAUCCUGGUGCACGCCGGAUGGAACGGCAACAACGUGGCUGGCGGGAAUGACAUCGCUCUCAUCCGCCUGGCCAACCCCGUGAUCCUGAGCGACAAGAUCCAGCCGGCCUGCCUGCCCCCCGCUGGGCUGAUUCUGCCCAACAACUACGUCUGCUACGUCACGGGCUGGGGCCGUAUCGCCACUGGAGGCGCCCUGCCCGAUGCCCUGCAGCAGGCCAACCUUCCCGUGGUGGACUACGCCACCUGCAGCCAGCCCAGCUGGUGGUCGACCAACGUGAAGACCAACAUGGUCUGCGCCGGAGGAGAUGGAUACGACUCGGCGUGUAACGGCGACUCUGGCGGCCCCCUGAACUGCAUCAACUCCGCCGGCAUAUGGGAGGUGCACGGCAUCACCAGCUUCGGGUCUUCUAUGGGCUGCAACUACAUCCGCAAGCCCAGUGUGUUCACCCGCGUGUCGGCGUUCAACGACUGGAUCACCAGUGCCAUGGAAGUCUAUAGUGCCCGUGAUGGUCCCGAUGCGAUGGUCAGUUACUACUAAGCAGAUCUAAUGGAAGACGGAGCACCU